UUCAGGGUAGCCUUCGCUCUUCAGCGGUUAACCCGGCUUAUAAAUAGUUUAUUCCCAAAACCUCACGUUUCAACAAUGUCGGUUCAGGCCCACCAACCUAUAAACUAAUCCAACCCAUUUAAUUUGAUACAUAGCUUUGCAUAUAAAAUCCGUCACAAUUUCAGGUUUUUUUUGUUUUUUUUCCCUUCUAAAGCCAGCUGUCUAAGGGAUUUUCUUUUUUUUUUUUUCUUGUUUGGGAAAUCAAAUGGGAGUGAAGGUGUUGUUGCACUGAUGUCACUGUUUUGGGUUAUGAUUCAUCAACUAGCUGAAAUUCAAGAACAAAUGCCUUCCUCCAAGAAAGUGAUUACGAGGGAAAAGUGGGAAAAGAGAUUGAAUCAUAUUAGAAUAAGGAAAGAAGACAUGAAUAAAUUGGUGAUGAACUUUCUUGUUACUGAGGGUUAUGCCGAAGCUGUGGCAAAAUUCCGGAUGGAAACGGGAACCAAAUCUGAUAUGGAUGUUGCAAUGAUCAUGGAUCGUAUGGCUGUUAACAAGCCAGUACAAUGUGGAAACGUUGAGGAUGCGAUUGAGAAAGUUAACGAUCUAAAUCCCAAGAUAUUGGAUACAAAUCCGGAACUCUUUUUCCAUCUCCAACAGCAGAGAUUGAUAGAACUGAUUCGGAAUGAAAAAAUAGAAGAAGCCUUGGAGUUUGCCCAAGAGGAGCUAGCACCUAGGGGAGAAGAAAAUCAAAGCUUUUUAGAAGAGUUGGAGAGGACCGUUUCACUCUUGGUUUUCAAAGAUGUUUCGAACUGUCCCAUAAGAGAGCUUUUGGAUAUUUCACAGCGCCUUAAGACAGCAAACGAGGUCAAUGCAGCCAUUCUUACUAGCCAGAGUCAUGAAAAAGACUAUUUCUUCUCUUCAGACCCAAAGCUUCAUAGCUUGCUAAAGAUGCUGAUAUGGGCACAAAAUCAACUAGACGAAAAAGCUACUUAUCCUCGGAUAAAAGAUUUUUCGAAAGCCACACUUGAAAACCCCGCAGUUUGAAAGGUUAGCAAAAUCAUUGUAACCUCUUCAUUUUGAUUAUAGCUCCGAAUUUAUUGGAUGUCAUUGAUUAAGACAUGGUUUUUUUUAGAAGAAUUGGUUGCCUUUGUUCAUAGGAGUGCCCCUUUGUAUAUUUGAUGAUCAUGCAUUUUUUCAUAGGGAUUCCAUUUAACAUUUUUUUAAGCAAAAAAAAAUAUUACUGGAAAUUUGUUUUAAUUACGUUGACUGGUGUCUGGCAUGUAUAUAAUGAAAUAUAUAUGUGUGUGUGUAUAUAUAUUUGUCCGAAA
Molecule: messenger RNA, 1304 nt
Organism: Gossypium arboreum
Lineage: Eukaryota; Viridiplantae; Streptophyta; Magnoliopsida; Malvales; Malvaceae
Product: protein GID8 homolog
Exons: 7
Coding region: 271-1020 (249 amino acids)
Biological process (GO): proteasome-mediated ubiquitin-dependent protein catabolic process
Cellular component (GO): cytoplasm; nucleus
Molecular function (GO): protein binding
Source: RefSeq, a predicted model, not a curated record